AUGAAGAACAACAAGCAGCUGGAGCCUUAUCAAGAUGAACAACAUGAUAUUGAAAUCCUCAAGGCCGUGGCUCAGGCUUGGCAUGGCCAUUCCAGCAGCCGUAGAACCACCGUUGAAUUCGACGCCCACCGUCUCAAUUUCAAGAACAAGCCGUCAAGAUUCAAGCUUGAAGCUAUGAGCAAGGCAACCUCCACGGAGUAUUAUGGUGGCAAAGAAAGCUGGGAUUUCAGCCAAUCCCUUUGGGAUUCUUAUGAGAUUGUUAACUUGACCAAGAAGUUAGAAGCUGGGCUGGCGCUAGACCCUUCAUUUUCUGGAUUGGAUGAAACAAUUCGCAUUGGGCAGAAGCGGAAAGAGAGUAAAAAUAGCUUAAGAAGUUUGUUCAAUAGGGUGUCUCCAAGAAGAUAUGAUGAAGCUGAUUUAACACCAGAUAACGAUGACUAA
Messenger RNA from Nicotiana attenuata, 441 nucleotides. RefSeq lists its product as uncharacterized. The transcript has a single exon. The coding region runs from base 1 to 441 and encodes 146 amino acids. Lineage: Eukaryota; Viridiplantae; Streptophyta; Magnoliopsida; Solanales; Solanaceae. The record is from RefSeq and is a predicted model, not a curated record.